UUUAAUGGGAAACAGUUGUAGAUGUUUUAGAGAAACAAAUAGUAUUGAACAAGAAUCAAUUAUAGGAACAAACAAGCAAUAUUAAAUCGAAUAACAAUAUAAUAAAAUAAAUAUACUUUAAAAUGAAUAAAGCCGAAUAAUAAAUAUCUAAUCAUAAAUAAGGGGAUAUCUAGCCCGAAAGAAAGUAAAUUAAUUAAAAAUAAAAAGAUAUAACGAAAAAGUAAAUGAAUAAUUAGCCACAUAUAGUUCUACAAUAUUGAAUUUCAACCAAAUAAAAAUUGAACCGUUUAAUUAUGGUUUUGACGAUCAAAAUGAUCCAAAUUCUCAUCUAAAAGAAUUUCGUGGAUAAACUGAAUUAGAAAACAAUGCAGUUUACUUUGGAGAAUGGAUUCAAAAUGUCAGAACAGGAAAGGGAAUUUUAACUUGGUAAGAUGGUUCUAAAUACGAAGGUUAUUUUAAAAAUAACAAAGCAAACGGAAGAGGAAGAUUAGUUCAUGCAAAUGGUGAAAUAUAUGAAGGAUAGUGGGAAAAUGAUAAAGCAUAAGGAUAUGGAGUUUAUACACAUUUAGAUGGAGCAAAAUAUGAAGGAUAAUGGAUAAAUGAUUUAUAAGAUGGAUUUGGAAUUGAAAAAUGGCCUGAUAAAUCUGUUUAUGAAGGAAUGUAUAAAGAAGGAAAAAAAAAUGGUAAAGGAAAGUUUACAUGGGUUGAUGGAUCUGUUUAUGAAGGAGACUUCCAAAAUAAUAAUAUUGAGGGUGCUGGCAAAUAUAAAUGGUCAGAUGGAAAAUACUAUGAAGGAUUAUGGGUUGAUAAUAAAAGACAUGGUGAAGGAAUUUUCGAAUGGCCUGACGGAAGAAAAUAUGUUGGAUAAUUUUAUAAAGAUUAAAAACAUGGAAAUGGUACUCUAUCUUUUAAUGAUGGUAGAAAGUAUGUUGGAGAAUGGUAAUUUGAUAAAUAACAUGGAAAAGGAGCUUUUUAUAUGAGUAGUGGCCAUAUGAAAGAAGGAGUUUGGGAAAACGGUAAAAGAAUUGGAGAUUUGUAUAAAAAUAGCAAUAAAGAAAAUAUAAUUAAUUGA
Ichthyophthirius multifiliis is the source of this 1072-nucleotide messenger RNA. Its product is annotated as IQ calmodulin-binding motif family protein, putative. Lineage: Eukaryota; Ciliophora; Oligohymenophorea; Hymenostomatida. The transcript has 2 exons. Gene Ontology annotation, molecular function: protein binding. The record is from RefSeq and is a predicted model, not a curated record.